AUGUACGGGCUCAACGCAAACUACGACUCGACGGCCAGCAGCCACGGCGUCCCGCUGAGCAACCGCCACCCUCGUCGCGACGAGCAGCAGGCCGAGGCCGCGGCGGACGACGACGACCCGCCCGAGACCCUCGGCCACGGCGACAGCAGGCCGGAGCUGAUGGCCGCCAUCCCCCCUGCCGGCAAGGAGGCCGACGACCCUGCCGAUGCAGAGCUGGAGCGGCGCCUGUCCGUCGUCCAGACGCUCGCUCGCUCGUACUCGAGAGCCUCCUCCCCCGGCGGCCCCGGCCAGAACCCGUUCCGCGCCGGCAAGGACUCGCCCCUGAACCCCGGCUCGCCGCACUUCAGCGCGCGCGAGUGGGCCAAGGCCGUGGUAGAGCUGGUCCUGCAGGACGACAAGGCCUUCCGCUCCUCCGGCGUGUGCUUCCAGAACCUCAACGUCCACGGCUUCGGCGCCGCCACCGACUACCAAAAGGACGUGGCCAACGUCUGGCUCUCCGCCGUGGACGCGGCUCGGCAGCUCACGGGCGCCGGCAGGCAGCGCAUCGACAUCCUGCGCAGCUUUGACGGGCUGGUCCGCAAGGGCGAGAUGCUGGUCGUGCUGGGGCCGCCGGGGUCCGGGUGCUCGACCUUUCUCAAGACGAUUGCCGGCGAGAUGAAUGGCAUCCAUGUCGGGCCAGGGUCCUAUUUCAACUAUCAAGGCAUCUCCCCCGAGGAAAUGCACACCAACCACCGCGGCGAAGCCAUCUACACCGCCGAGGUCGACGUCCACUUCCCCCAGCUGUCCGUCGGCGACACCCUCACCUUCGCCGCGCGGGCUCGGCAACCCCGCGCCCUGCCCGACGACCUCGACAAGGCCCAGUUUGCCCACCACGUGCGCGACGUCGUCAUGGCCAUGUUCGGCAUCUCCCACACCGCAGACACCCGCGUCGGCAACGAGUACGUCCGCGGCGUCUCCGGCGGCGAGCGGAAGCGCGUCACCAUCGCCGAGGCCGCCCUCUCCGGCGCGCCCCUGCAGUGCUGGGACAACUCGACGCGCGGCCUCGACUCGGCCAACGCCAUCGAGUUCUGCCGCACGCUGCGCCUGCAGGCCGAGCUGUUCGGCACCACCGCCUGCGUGGGCAUCUACCAGGCGCCCCAGACCGCCUACGACCUCUUCGACAAGGCCGUCGUGCUGUACGAAGGCCGGCAGAUCUUCUUUGGCCGCGCCGCCGACGCCAAGCAGUACUUUGUCGCCCUGGGCUUCGAGUGUCCCGCCCGCCAGACCACCCCGGACUUCCUGACCUCCAUGACCUCGCCGUCGGAACGCAUCGUGCGCCCCGGCUUCGAGGGCAAGGCCCCCCGCUCCCCGGACGAGUUCGCCGCCGCCUGGAGAAGCAGCGCCGAGUACAAGGCCCUGCAGGCCGAGAUCGAGGAGUACAAGAAGUCCCACCCCAUCGGCGGGCCCGACGCCGAGGCCUUCCGCGCCUCCAAGCGUGCCCAGCAAGCCAAGGGCCAGCGCGCCAAGUCUCCCUUCACCCUGUCGUACGCCCAGCAGAUCAGGCUGUGCUUGUGGCGCGGCUGGAGGCGACUCGUGGGAGACCCGAGCCUCAGCGUUGGUGCUCUCAUCGGGAACUUCGUCAUGGCCCUCAUCAUCGGGAGCGUCUUUUACAAUCUGCAAGACACGUCCUCGAGCUUUUUCCAGCGCGGCGCCUUGCUGUUCUUUGCUUGUCUGAUGAAUGCCUUUGCAUCCGCCCUCGAGAUCCUGACUCUGUACGCCCAACGUCCCAUAAUCGAGAAGCACUCCCGAUAUGCCCUUUACCAUCCCUCUGCCGAGGCCAUCGCGUCCAUGCUGUGCGACCUGCCCUACAAAAUCACAAACUCCAUCGUCUUCAACCUGACGCUCUACUUCAUGACCAAUCUGAGGCGAGAGCCGGGCGCCUUCUUCUUCUUCCUCCUCAUCAGCUUCUCCACAGUCAUGGUCAUGUCCAUGAUCUUCCGAACCAUCGCCUCGGCUUCUCGAACCCUGUUUCAGGCCCUCGUCCCCGCAGCCAUCCUGAUCCUCGACCUCGUCAUCUUCACCGGCUUUGUUCUGCCCAAGCAGUACAUGCUGGGUUGGUGCCGAUGGCUCAGCUACAUCGACCCGCUCGGCUACUCCUUUGAAGCCCUCAUGGUCAACGAAUUCCACGACCGCCAGUUCAGAUGCACCGACUUUGUGCCGACCGACAAGGCUCCCACGCCGAGCGUGGUCGACAAGCUUCGAGAGUACGCAAACAUCGGCCCGGACAACCGGAUAUGUUCUGCUGUCGGCGCCGUCCCCGGCCAGAGUAUCGUGUCGGGCGACAGCUACACCAGGUCGAGCUUCGACUACGAGUGGGAUCAUCGCUGGCGCAACUUUGGUAUCGUCGUCGCCUUCACCGUCUUCUUCCUCGUCUGCUACAUUGUCGCCGCCGAGCUCGUGUCCGAGAAGAAGUCAAAGGGCGAGGUUCUGGUCUAUCGCAAGGGCCACAGGCCGGCAGCCGCCGAGCAGGCCGAGAAACGACACCAUGACCCCGAAGCUGCCCUGGCCAACAUUGGCCCCAUCGUCACGGCCGAGCGGAGCAGGGUCCAAGGUAAGGGGGAGGACGGCGUGCUUCAGCAGCAAACGUCCGUCUUCCAGUGGCACGACGUCUGCUACGACAUCAAGCUCAAGAACGAGACGCGCAGGAUACUGGAUCACGUCGACGGAUGGGUCAAGCCGGGGACGCUGACCGCGCUCAUGGGCGUUUCCGGCGCGGGGAAGACGACGCUGCUGGAUUGCCUGGCCGACCGGACCUCGAUGGGCGUCAUCACCGGCGAGAUGCUGGUGGACGGACGCCCUCGCGACAUGUCCUUUCAGCGCAAAACGGGCUACGUCCAGCAGCAGGAUCUGCACCUGCAGACCACGACGGUGCGCGAAGCCCUCAACUUCAGCGCCAUCCUCCGCCAGCCAAGCCACGUUCCCAGGGAAGAGAAGCUCGCGUACGUCGAGCAAGUCAUCAAGCUGCUCGACAUGGCCGAGUAUGCCGAUGCCGUCGUCGGCGUGCCCGGGGAGGGUCUCAACGUGGAGCAGCGCAAGCGCCUGACCAUUGGCGUCGAGCUGGCCGCCAAACCCCCGUUGCUCUUGUUUGUGGACGAGCCCACCUCUGGCCUAGACUCCCAAACCUCGUGGGCCAUCCUCGACCUGCUGGAGAAGCUGACCAAGGUCGGUCAGGCGGUCCUGUGCACGAUCCACCAGCCCUCGGCCAUGCUCUUCCAGCGAUUCGACCGCCUUCUCUUCCUGGCCAAGGGCGGCAAGACUGUCUACUUUGGCGACAUUGGCGAAAACUCAAGGACCCUGACGAGCUACUUUGAGCGGAACGGCGGGCAUGCCUGCCCCGAGGCUGCCAACCCCGCGGAAUGGAUGCUGGAGGUGAUUGGCGCGGCUCCCGGAUCGUCCACGGACAUCGAUUGGUUCCAGACGUGGCGACAAAGCCCCGAGUACAGGAGAGUGCAGGACGAGCUCGAGCAGAUCAAGAGAGAAAACGAGCCGAGGUCGGAAGCCUCGGCGGCGGCGGCGGCGGCGGAGAAGGAGGACGACGACGACUACGACGACGACGACCCCGGGCGCUACCGCGAGUUCGCCGCGCCGCUCAUGGUGCAGCUCAAGGAAAACCUCGGCCGCGUGUUCCAGCAGUACUGGCGCACCCCCGUCUACAUCUACGCCAAGACGGGCCUCUGCACGCUCGUCGCGCUCUUCAUCGGCCUCAUCUUCUUCAACGCGCCCAACAGCAUCCAGGGGCUCCAGAACCAAAUGUUUGCCAUCUUCCAGCUCCUCACCGUCUUUGGCCAGAUUGUGCAGCAGUCCAUGCCGCAGUUCAUCAUCCAGCGGUCCCUGUACGAGGCGCGCGAGCGCCCCUCCAAGGUGUACUCGUGGAAGGUCUUCAUGCUCUCCCAGAUCAUCGUCGAGCUGCCCUGGAACGCGCUCAUGGCCGUCAUCAUGUACUUUUGCUGGUACUACCCCAUAGGGCUGUACCACAACGCCGUCGCGACCGACGCCGUCGCCGAGCGCGGCGCCCUCAUGUUCCUCUUCCUGCUCAUGUUCAUGCUCUUCACCGGCACCUUCUCGACCCUCGUGGUGGCCGGGUUCGAGACGGCCGAGGCGGGCGGCAACCUCGCCAACCUCAUGUUCACGAUGUGCCUCAUCUUCUGCGGCGUGCUGGCCCAGCCGAGCACGCUCCCCCGCUUCUGGAUCUUCAUGUACCGCGUCUCGCCGUUCACGUACCUCGUCUCGGGCAUGCUGUCCACCGCCGUCGCCAACUCCGAAGUCGUCUGCGCCUCCAACGAGUUCCUCACCUUUGCGCCCCCCGGCAACCAGACCUGCGGGGAGUACAUGCGCGCCUACAAGGACGUCUUUGGCGGCCGGCUCCAGGACGAGUCGGCCACCGGGACCUGCCGCUUCUGCCCGGUCGCCGACACCAACACGUUCCUGCGGGGGGUGAGCAGCGACUACGGCGACCGGUGGCGCAACUUUGGCCUGCUGUGGGUGUAUGUCGGCUUCAACAUUGCUGCCGCCAUGUUUGUGUACUGGCUCGCCCGGAUGCCCAAGAACAAGCUCGGCAAGAAGAAGUAG
Molecule: messenger RNA, 4608 nt
Organism: Ustilaginoidea virens
Lineage: Eukaryota; Fungi; Ascomycota; Sordariomycetes; Hypocreales; Clavicipitaceae
Exons: 3
Coding region: 1-4608 (1535 amino acids)
Biological process (GO): transmembrane transport
Cellular component (GO): membrane
Molecular function (GO): ATP hydrolysis activity; ATP binding; ABC-type transporter activity
Source: RefSeq, a predicted model, not a curated record